CGAAUUAGUUGCAAACGAGCCGCAUCGUCGAGCAGUUCGCACAAACUUUAAGUUCGCCAGCAAAGUCGUCCAGUAUCGCGAGCUCAUCACAUUACCAAGUUUUCACUUGAUUUAUAUAGCCGUCGUUUUUGGGGUCGUUGAGCCAGUAGUGGACUGAACUCGGUGUCGAAAUGAGCACUUUGGCACUGGUGGCAUUCGUCCUUUGGGCAGCUUUUCUGCGCUACCUACCCAAGAUUCUGAACUUUCUGAGACUGCAGAGAUUUGCGAAAACUCUGCCUGGUCCCACGAUCGGCGAACUGAUUGCCAAUGUUAAGAAAGGCGAGAUCCUCAACUGGCUGAAGGAACUGAGGGAGAAGCAUGGUCCGGUAUUCCGCAUCUGGUUCGGCAAGGACCUGAUGGUGAUGUUCACGGAUCCGGAGGACAUCAAGCAGCUGCUCGGCAACAACCAGUUGCUGACCAAGUCGCGGAACUACGAACUGCUCGAGCCCUGGCUGGGCAAGGGUCUGCUCACGAAUGGCGGCGAGUCCUGGCAUCGUCGUCGAAAGCUCCUCACUCCGGGCUUCCAUUUCCGCAUCCUUGGCGAGUUCAAGGAGCCCAUGGAGGAGAACUGCCGCAUCCUGGUGCGUCGGCUGAGGGCCAAGGCCAAUGGCGAGUCCUUCGACAUCUAUCCUUAUAUUACCCUGUUCGCCCUGGACGCCAUCUGCGAGACGGCCAUGGGCAUCAAGAAGCACGCCCAGCUGCAGAGCGAUUCCGAAUAUGUGCAGGCUGUUCAAUCUAUUUGCCGUGUGAUGCACAAGCAGAGCUUCUCCUUCUGGCAGCGACUCAACGUGUUCUUCAAGCACACAAAGCCCGGAAAAGAGCGAGAGGCAGCUCUAAAGGUACUCCACGACGAGACCAAUCGGGUAAUCCGGCUGCGUCGUGAGCAGCUCAUCCAGGAGCGCAACGAAUCCCGCCCAGAAGCGGAGCAGGACGAUGUGGGCGCCAAGCGGCGACUGGCCUUCCUCGACAUGCUGCUGCUCACCCAAAUGGAGGGCGGUGCAGAGCUGAGCGACACCGAUAUUCGCGAGGAGGUGGACACCUUCAUGUUCGAGGGCCACGACACCACCAGUUCGGCCAUUGCCUUCGCCCUGAGUUUGCUGUCCAAAAAUCCGGAUGUACAGCAGCGCGCCUACGAGGAGGCCAGCGAACUGGAGGGCAGGGAGAAGGAAUCGAUGCCCUAUCUGGAGGCGGUGAUCAAGGAGACGCUGCGCAUCUACCCCUCGGUGCCAUUCUUCUCAAGGAAAGUCCUCGAGGAUCUGGAGGUGGGCAAGUUGACGGUGCCGAAGGGCGCCUCGAUAAGCUGCCUCAUCUACAUGCUCCAUCGUGAUCCCAAGAACUUCCCCGAUCCCGAGCGAUUCGAUCCCGAUCGCUUCCUGCUCAACGAGAAGCAAAUGCAUCCGUUCGCCUUCGCCGCUUUCAGUGCGGGACCCAGAAAUUGCAUAGGUCAAAAGUUUGCCAUGUUGGAGUUGAAGACCUCGCUAUCGAUGCUGCUGAGAAGCUAUCGCUUCCUGCCCGACGGGGAUCAUCAGCCAAAGCCGUUGGCCGAAUUGGUGACAAAAAGUGGAAAUGGCAUUCGACUUCGGAUCUUGCCACGGGAUGAGAACGGAACGACAGCAUAAAGCCAUUAUCUCAAUAUGAUUGCUAGUUUUUUAGGGCACCACCAUCAUGUCUAGAUUAGGAUUAAGCUAACGAUAUAGUGAACAAUGAAAAACAAUUUUAGCGUAGUGACGCACUUUGAAAAGCCCAGCUGGGGGCCCAUUUCUUAUCACUUACAACCUUGCCAUAUAGAUUAGAAAAACAUUGAUAAUUGUUUUUUUGUUUUUUUUUUUUUUGUUUUUUCUUUGUUUAUUUCUCGCUUUGAACUUUGAAAAAUACAAUCGAUCAUAUACAUAUA
Molecule: messenger RNA, 1933 nt
Organism: Drosophila sechellia
Lineage: Eukaryota; Metazoa; Arthropoda; Insecta; Diptera; Drosophilidae
Gene: Cyp4s3
Product: Cytochrome P450 4s3
Exons: 4
Coding region: 171-1658 (495 amino acids)
Molecular function (GO): oxidoreductase activity, acting on paired donors, with incorporation or reduction of molecular oxygen; monooxygenase activity; iron ion binding
Source: RefSeq, a predicted model, not a curated record